Poecilia reticulata (guppy) is the source of this 3003-nucleotide messenger RNA. The record is from RefSeq and is a predicted model, not a curated record. Lineage: Eukaryota; Metazoa; Chordata; Actinopteri; Cyprinodontiformes; Poeciliidae.
AUGGCUGUUUCACUAACGGUUUAGCCGAAAUGCCUCCUGGGUAAAAAUGAAGACAUACGCAACCUCCUUGUUUGUACUUUAAAUGUUAGAAGAGAUGAAAACAGUUGUUACCAAUUGGGGGAACAGUAUAUUCUCACUGGCGAUUCUUUUUAAUCCUGUUUUAUUGACUUGGCUGUAUUCCAGGGCUUAUAAUCAGGGUCAUGAUUUUUUGGAACAUAUCCUUUGGGGAAAUUAGAGCAUUACCAUCCAACUCGGCAUCACCUAGACAAGCAGGCUUCAAUUUUCCAAAUGAAAUGAAUCACCAAGAGGUUGUCAGAAAACAUAUUUAGUGGGCAAAAGACAAAUAAAGUAGAAUACUUUAAUCCGAUUUUGGUCAUAUUUCAGGGAAAUGAAGAUGUAGCCAUAAACUCAGGUGAUAAACUGAACCGUCAGAAAUCAAAUGUUCAGCAGGUUGAACUGGAACAGAGAUGCUGUGCAAGAAAAUAUCAGAAAUCUACAGAUUCCGCAAAGCUGCAUAUGGGAGUUGCUCCGGAAGAAGACAGGUGAUCUGCCGCCAGCGAUGUGCGCAGUACGUGAUGCGACAUGUCAAGAGAAACAAAAUUAACUGGUGCAUCAAUACACGCUGUCUGAGGGAUUAUCAGUCACCGUGACGUUUACAGAUCUAGAAUAAACGAGAAUAGAAUAGAAUCUGAUUGUUUUAUUAUUCCACUGCUGGGUAAGACUAAAGUGAAAUCUCUGGAGGACUCGUUGUCAGAGACAUUAAAUCAGUAGCAACAUGAAUAAAACUAAACAUGAGAAACCAGAGUUUUGUUUGUUUGGCUCUUAGAGGGAAUCUGCAGUGAGCUGAAACUGUUCAGCUGUUAAAGUCAGCAGAGAUGCUGACUUUAAAAUAUUCAUCAGAAACUGUGAAACAGAAAGCAGAUUUGUUUGUAAGUCUGUCUUUUCCUGAGCAACAUUCUGCAGACAUGAGGAAGAGACGAAGCUGUUGGUGGGUGGGGUUCAAAGAACCAUGAAGGAAUGAAGACAAUCAGGAGAGUCUGGUUUUAUCUGAGGAUCAUCGGGUGCUAACAGAUGGAAACGGCAAAACGUCUCAUUCUUACCAAAACCUGGUUCACACAUAGUUGUGGGUAGAAUAGAUUCAGUCUUUAUAUAUGAUUGUUUCAGUGAUGGUCAUAAACAAACAACUGAAAGUUCAGUUAUCAGCUGAGUGUUUUUGUUUCUGCUGACUGAAUGAACACGUUGAAGAAUGUGUUCAUUCUUCUAAUACAUAGAACAAUGUUUUAAAAACGACAAGAUCACAUGACCUGCCUGGAACAAAACGGGUUUAUCUUCAUUUUGACCUUUCAAUGACUUGACCAGUUUAACAAAGAUGAAACUAAACAUUUUCUCAGAGCUCAUCAGUAGUUUCUGUAGAGGAGAAGUGUGACACUGUUGCUCUCUGAGAGGAAGAUGAAGACGUUGGUGACGUUUGGGAUCCUCCUGUACGUGUCCUUAGGGAUCCAKRCUGCAGUGAUAGAAGUGUUUGAGGAGGCGCAGUCUGUCCUGCUGCCCUGCCUUUAUGGGGGAAUAAUUCCUGAAGAUCCCUUCGUUAUCUGGACUCGUAAYGAUCACRACUCCAAAGUUUUCCUCUUUCGACAAGAAGGCAGUGAUACAGAAGGACAGAACCAGAUCUACAGAGGAAGAACAUCGAUGAGUCCUGAUGCUCUGGAAACUGGAAACUACAGUCUGACCUUCAGAAAGCCUCAACCGACUGACAGUGGAAACUACAUCUGCAGCAUCGCUGAUAACGUAAAGAUGCUAAAGCUGACAGAGGUUCAGCUCAAUGUCAAAGAUGUCCAGGUGGAGAUGAAGGUCAAUAGAGACGCAGAGUUUGUUGUCUUGCCCUGUAAAACAUCUGCUGGUUUACCCAGAGACACCAGAGUGGAAUGGACCCGAUCAGAACCAGAAUUUAUGUUUGUUCAUGCAUAUCCAAACACAAGUGCACACAAUGCAGAAAGGGAAAAGCGUUACUGUGGCCGCACUGCCAUGAAUGAAGACCUGCUGAGAACCGGAAACGUCAGCCUGACCCUGAGAUACCCCACAGCCAGAGACAGUGGACGCUACGUCUGCACCGUCUACAGAGACAAAGACAUCCUGAGACAGAGAGUGGUUCUGGAACAGGUCCAAACUGUGGAUCCAGAGGGUACACCCAUCUGGGUCACAGUUUUCCUGGUUCUCCUGGUUCUUGGAUUGUCUGGAGGUGCUUUGUUUCAUUUCCGCCACUAUUUCAUACCAGUCAAACAGGUGGAGGUGGAUUCAGGGGCAGAGUCUGUCCUGCUGCCCUGCAGAACCAGACCUUUCCUGCCCAGAGAUGUUAGAGUGGAGUGGACGAACAGCAAAAACUGGAAGGUCCAUCUGUAUGACUACGGUUCUGAUCAGCCAGGAGAACAGCAUGACCUCUACAGAACCAGAACCAGGAUGAAUGAAAACCCACUGAGAACUGGAGACCUCAGUCUGACUCUGAGACGGCCCACUGAUAGAGACAGAAAGAUCUACACCUGCAGCGUCACCAACAGGGCUGGAAAGAUCCUGAUGAAGAAACAAGUUCAGCUCCAUGUCAGCAUCCCACAGGUGAAGGUGGAAUCAGGGGUGGAGUCGGUCCUGCUGCCCUGCAGAAYCACAGAGAAUCUGCCUGGAGAUGCUAAAGUGGAGUGGAGGGAUAGAGACCGUGAAAAGGUCCAUGUGUAUAAGAACGGUUCUGAUCAGCCUGGAGAACAGAGCCAGUUCUACAGAACCAGGACCAAGAUGGAUGAAGAACCGCUGAGGACUGGAGACCUGAGUCUGACUCUGAGACGGGCAGAGAGGCUCAUCAGGCCCACCUGCAUCAAAGCGACCAAGCUGGAGGAGCACAGAGUAAUACCGGGCCCUGUUGCGGUGACUGAGAUUGGGAUGCAGGAUCUGACCCCCCAGCUGUGGCAGAAGGUCCUUCCUGUGGAAGCUGCAACAGAGCCUGAUCAGCAGUAG